Molecule: messenger RNA, 4479 nt
Organism: Aaosphaeria arxii CBS 175.79
Lineage: Eukaryota; Fungi; Ascomycota; Dothideomycetes; Pleosporales
Product: sister chromatid cohesion and DNA repair protein
Exons: 2
Coding region: 1-4479 (1492 amino acids)
Biological process (GO): mitotic sister chromatid cohesion; DNA repair
Cellular component (GO): chromatin; nucleus
Source: RefSeq, a predicted model, not a curated record
AUGGCAACACGAAGUCGACGAAGCGCAGCCACAGAAGUUGUAGAAGAGGAGGAGGAGCAGGAUGGCGUCAAGAGACUACGGUUCAGGCAGCCUCUGGUUGGCAAGCCCGGCAGGCCAAUUGGUGUUGGAGAUUUACACACAAGAUUGAAGGCAUUGUCUGAAGAGUUGCGAGGUUUGGAACAGGAGGAAGCAGAAAGAGAUUCCCUCGAGCCUGUCGCGAAAGAGCUCGCGAACCAGAGUCUGCUGCACCACAAGGACGCGGGCGUGCGCGCAUGGGCUGCAUGUUGUAUUGUGGACAUGUUCCGUCUGUGUGCGCCAGAUGCGCCUUACACGGCUGCACAGCUAAAGGACAUCUUCACUUUGAUAGUGGUCAAGAUCUUCCCUUUGCUCGCAGACCCUUCGCACCCCUACAACGGCCAACACCUUUAUGUAUUGCGAUGCUUAGCUGAAGUCAAGAGCAUUGUCCUCCUGACCGACAUACCUUCGUCUGGCCCGUUGACAUCUGCGCUUUUCACGAACUGCUUCGAUGUGCUGUCAGGACCUUCAAAAGCGGAUAACGGCGAGGAGCUAAGCAAGAACGUGGAACACCACAUGACCGCGGUUUUAACGAUCCUCAUCGACGAAGCAGCAACCCUAUCAUCGGAUGUCGUGGACGUUGUAGUCGCUCAAUUUCUCUGGGCGGAUCCCAUUACUCUGCAAUCUGGUACCUCGAAAGGAAAAAAGGCCGCACAGAUCGAUAGUAAGCAAUCGACAUUGCGUCGCAAGGAGGCGCCACCUGCCUAUAACAUGGCGAAGAACAUCUGCAAUGCUUGUGAAGACAAGAUGGCACGCCUCAUUGGUUCUUAUUUCAGUUCCGUUAUCGUUGACUUCACGUCUGGUGGAUCGUCCCUGAAGCAUCGCGAUGCUGACGAUUCCGACGAUGAGAGGGCCAAGGGCCCCUCAGAUGAUGAACUAAAUGACGCAAUAAAGGCACAUCGGCUGCUCCGUGAGCUAUGGCGAUGCGCUCCUGGAGUACUCAAGGACAUAAUACCGCAUUUGCAAGAAGAAUUGGGUACAGAAAACAUCCAAUUGCGCCAACUGGCGACAGAGACUUUUGGAGAUAUGAUAUCUGGCAUUGGGGCCGCUGGCCCUCCUGCGCGUCCUGAGCUUAACCCAGCGGCAUAUCCAUCUCAAAGCCUAGCAUCGCCUGAUUCGAACAAGACUUACAAUUUCCUUACUACCCCGACUUCACCGAAAUCCUUUCCCAAUGAAUACCCUGGCGCGUAUCAUUCGUUCUUACAACGCAAGCAUGAUAAAGCUGCUGCCAUCCGUGCGGCCUGGGCGACUGCUGUGGGCCGUAUACUCAUGACUGCAGCCGGUGGGGUUGGGCUAGACCCCGACGAGGAGCAGAGGCUUCUGCGUUCGUUCUCUGAAAGCCUCAUUGACAGUGACGAGCGUGUACGACUGGCUGCUGUCCGAGCUAUCGACAAUUUCGAGUUUGAUGACUUGGUUCAGAAGCUAGGAACUAACGGGACUAUGUCUGAGCCCGGAUCAGUACUUUCCAACCUUGCAGACAGAGUGAAGGAUAAGAAGAGUGUCAUCCACUCCGAAAGCAUGAACCUUCUUGCUCGUAUCUGGGGUGUAGCAGCAGGGGCCAUUGCGGAGGGCAACGAGAGAAUCACUACACUUCUCGGACCAAUCCCCUCAAGGAUUCUUGGCGCGUGUUACGUCAAUGACCCAGAAAUUAAUGUGCAUAUUGACUUGAACCUGUUUGAGUCACUUCUGCCUCUAGGCUAUCCACCAAUGAAACCCAGGGCGGCCGUUAAUGGUGGUUCACAGAUUGUCAGGGAUAGUCAAGCAAAUACCGAGCAAGGCUACACAGAGGCAGAACUUGACAAGAUCCGCACAGAACGAAUGCUGGUUCUGGUCCGAGGUCUAGACGAGAGGGCCCAGAAGGUGUUCUUCAUCAAGCAGGGCAACCAAACGGCUGGAGUGACAUACAUGGAGCGAUUCCUCAAAUUGUGCGAGGAUUACAAUGGAGGUGUUAUGGACAAGGACGCAAAAGAGAUUAAAAACACCCUUGGGGGACUCAUCAAUUUCUACGGCAAGACCUUAUCAGACUCUGGCCGUGCUGUGGAAGAUCUAUGGAAAUUCGCGAAAGCUCACGACCGCCGGAGUUACCAACUUAUCCGAUUUUGCAUGGCACCAGAAAGCGAUUACCGCAAGAUUUACAAGUCUAUCAAAGAGCUUCGAAAGAGGAUCGAGGACAGCUCGAACCCCGCCUUGAUGGAAACUCUCACGCCUCUUCUUUAUAGGGUCAGCCUGUUAUGUUAUAACAAGAGUCACGUACCCGCUAUCAUCGAGUUCUCACGCACCGACGACAAAGGCCUUGGAGCAAUCUCGCACGAGAUGUUGAAGGACAUCUCAACGAAGCACCCACAAGUUUUCUCUACUCAUGUCAAGGACCUCUGUAAAGCACUAGAGAGCGAAGCGCCCACGGCAACCACGCCCAACCCACCAAACGCAGUAGAGGAUCUCAAGGCGUGUGCUAGUUUCGCGAAGAAGUUUCCCAAGGACGUUCCGCUGAAUACGAAGGAUGGACGAAAACUUAUCCAAUGCUUCAUGAACUUUGCAUUGUUCGGCUCGCCCCCGAAAGCCGCUAAACAUGCCAUUACAAUUAUCAUUAGUAGUGAUAACAAGAAAGAGUUGCACAUUAAGGAAAUCCUGGAGAAAAGCAUCAAGGGUUUCGAAUAUGGCUGUCAAAACUGGCUCACAAGGCUUGCUGCUAUCAGUCAGAUACUGCUAUUGGCUCCCCAGGACUGCGAGAAACACACAGAUGCUAUUGUUGACAUCGCUGUGAACAAUGUUCUCCUCAAAGCUCACCCAGUGGAAGCUGAAGCUGAAGUCGAAUGGAUGGAGACACCGGAUGACGACAUGAUUGCGCGGACCUGGGCACUCCAGAUUCUUGUGAAUCGACUACGAUCUUUCCCUGCGGACGAGGCUAUCAAAGAUACAGCCUCCCCCAUCUACGCGAUGUUGAACCGACUCGUAAAGGAAGGUGGCGAGGCAUCGAAGAAAAAGAACACACCUCUAGGACACAAGAAUCUUCAGCGCUUGCUGGCGAGCAAUUUCCUGCUUAAGCUUUCGAGUGUACGACGUCUCGACGGCCUCUUGACAGGUACCGAUUUCAAUGAACUCGCUUUCGUUACCCACGACGCCUGCAGCCAAAUCCGCAAGGGCUUCGCAACGAGACUGAUGAAAUAUCUCGGCCAAAACCGCCUUCCUUCUCGAUUCUACACGAUCUUGUUCCUCUGCGCAUACGAACCAAACUCCAGUCUCAAAGAGACAAUACUGACCUGGCUGCGAUCUCGUCGCGUGGUCUUCGCUGCUCGGAAAGAGAUCAUCCUCGAGACUGCAUUUGCCCGACUACUUAGCCUACUCGCCCAUCACCCCGACUUCGACACCGAUGAAGAUACCCUCAAGAUCAUGUCACAUUACAUCCUAUUCUAUCUGAAAGCCGUGGCGACGCAAGACAACCUAUCUCUCAUAUUCCACGUUGCGCAGCGGGUCAAGGGUGUUGCAGAGGGCCUCAAGCCAUCAGUGAAGGCGGAUGAGAACUUGUACAUAUUAUCCGAUCUCUCGCAAGCUCUGAUACGGAUCUGGGAGGAACAGAACGGGUGGAGCAUGCAAUCGUGGCCUGGUAAGCUGAAGUUGCCUGCUGGCAUCUUCAAGCCUCUCGAGAGCCACGAGCGCGCACAAGAGAUUGCGGACAAGGUUUGGAUAGACGAGGAUCUUGUAGAGUCUCUCGAGCCGCUUGUACGUGCGGGACUGAAGGGUAGGAAGAGGAAAGCGACGGAUGGCGCAGACAAACCAAAGAAGAGGGUGAAGGCGGAGAAGAAAGAGAGGCAGCCAAAGGCAGAGCGAGCUAUCAAGGUGCCCAAGAAGAAGAGGAGAGCUGCAGGAAGUGACGAUGACGAAGCUGGCGGUCGCGCUGGAGCUGCAAGCGGACCUCGCCGCAAGAGCGAUCGACGCAGCAAUGCGAAGAGCUAUGUUGAGAUUUCUAGUGGAGACGAAGAGGAUGAAGAGGAAGAGGCUGGCUCUGAUGAAGAGGAAGAUGAGGAGGUGUCGGGCGAAAGUGAUGCUGGGAGCCCCGAACCAGAGGCAGAAGACGUAGAAAUGGCAAACACCGAUGAGCCUGAAGAACAAAACGAAGACGAAGAUGAGGCGCCAGAGUCUGAGCCCGAACCCACACCUCCACCAAAGAAAUCAGCAGCGACCAGAGGACGAGGCGGGGGCAAGAAGUCCAACGGCGUAGCAUCAUCACCACCUCCAGCGCCCUCUUCAGCCGCAAAGCGCAAAACCCCUUCGAAAGCAUCAACAGCAACCACUCCCGCCAGAUCCUCUCGAACUCGCGUCCAGGAAAUCGAUGAAGCCGAAUCAAGUCGCGCCCCCGCCGCAGCUACAGGUAGCGUGCGACGCAGCACGCGGACGAGGAGCUGA